Messenger RNA from Effrenium voratum, 852 nucleotides. The record is from the annotation of a GenBank genome assembly. Lineage: Eukaryota; Dinophyceae; Suessiales; Symbiodiniaceae.
AUGGUACCCAAAACCGAAGAGAAGCUGACUCUGGCCCAGUUUGAGCCCCGGAUCGGCAAAGACUUUGAGGCCUUGCAGAUCAAAAUCAAGGAGCGCUUCGGAAACAACUUCGCAAUGAUGCUGGAGAUGGAUGAUGGAAGCUGCUCCAUGGAUUAUCGCCGGUUUCUUGAGCUAUGCUACGAGUGCAAGUUUUCUGGCAAUGAGCGCCGCACGUUUGAGUUUUUGGAGAAGGAUGAUGGGCGCAUUGGGUUUGAAAAGAUUGACGAAAAGGCUGCAAAAGAUUUGAAAGCGCAAAUAGCUGAGGAGGAGAAGAAGCGAAAGGAAGAGGAGCGGCGCCUCCGACGGGAAGAAAGAAAACGAGAGAAGGCAAAGGAGGCGAAAGAGCAAAAGAAGGGGCAUGCAGCAGAUGAAGCUUGGGAGGCUCAUGACCCUGACGCACAGGUUUCUCAAGCAGAGGAGCCUCAAAAGCCAAAGCUCCAGGCUCGCCGACCCAAACCACCUGCAGGGCUGGGGCAUCUUUGUUUGGCGAUGAAGCCGCUGCAGGUGAGACUGAAGAAGGCAACCUCCUUGCCUUCUUUACGAGUUGGUUUGCGUGCCCAGUGGAACGACCGGCAUCACGUCGCAGACCAUCGUGGCAACCGAGACAUGAACAUCAUCCACACACUCACGGCGAUUGAGACGCAGGAUGAAGAGAGGUGCAUGACCCGCGUGAGAAGACAAUUGACAGAGAACCCCACCAUGGAGUGGUUUGAGGAGCAGCUGAGAUUGGAGGAGGAGCGCAACGCUCAAAUCUGGGCACCUGAUGUGGAACUCGAAGAUGAGGAGGACGACGAGGAGGAAGAUGAGAACUGA